Molecule: messenger RNA, 1986 nt
Organism: Oppiella nova
Lineage: Eukaryota; Metazoa; Arthropoda; Arachnida; Sarcoptiformes; Oppiidae
Source: the annotation of a GenBank genome assembly
UUGAGGCCUAACCAGAGUCUUGGGUUGACGUGUGAAGCGAUGCCCCUCUCGAGGACCAGAUCACUGAUCGCUAACAUAAACGGAGUGCCGAAUGAGUCGUUUUUGCCACAAAUCUCGGACAAGACUAAUGGCGUCAACAUUAACGGCGCGGUUCUGUUGCCGCCCAUCACUAAGACAUUCACUUUCGACGGAUUCAAGGCGUCGAGUAGAGAGACGGGCGCUGACUCCCAGUCCCUUCAGGCCUUCGACGAGCAGCCCAUGCAUACGAAUGGCGAUGCGGUGACACUCCCGCGCGCGGCCGUUGCCAACAACCAGUUGUCUGAAGUGAGUCCCACCUCAGGCUCGGUGUCCAACGAGGAGAUGGACAAGAGUUCGUCCGUCAGUGCGAACGGAGUGAAGUCGAAGCCUCUGGUGGUGACCCCCGAGCAGGUGAUGAAGCUGUACGCCUACAAACUGACGCCCUAUGAGCACCACGAGGUGUUCGGCUACUCCCAGAUCUACUUCAUCGGCGCCAACGCCAAGAAGCGUCAGGGAGUGAUCGGCGGUCCCAACAACUGCGGCUACGACGACGAGCACGGGUCGUACCUCCACGUCCCGCACGACCACAUCGUCUAUCGCUACGAAAUGCUCAAAAUCAUCGGCAAAGGCAGCUUCGGUCAAGUGAUCAAAGCCUAUGACCAUAAGAGCCAGCAAUACGUGGCCUUAAAGAUGGUGCGCAACGAGAAGCGCUUCCACCGUCAGGCGCAGGAGGAGAUCCGCAUUCUGGACCACAUGCGGAAGCAGGACAAAGACAACGCCAUGAAUAUCAUCCAUAUGUUCGAGAACUUCACAUUCCGGAACCACAUGUGUAUCACUUUCGAGCUCUUGAGUGUCAAUCUCUACGAACUCAUCAAAAAGAAUAAGUUCCAGGGAUUCAGCAUUCAGUUGGUGCGCCGGUUCGCCUACUCUAUACUCAGGUGUCUGGAGGCGCUGUACAACAACAAGAUCAUCCACUGCGACCUCAAGCCCGAGAACGUACUGCUCAAACAACAGGGCCGGUCGGGCAUCAAAGUGAUCGACUUUGGCAGCAGUUGCUUCGAGCACCAGCGCGUCUACACCUACAUCCAGUCCCGCUUCUAUCGCGCGCCCGAAGUGAUUCUCGGCGCCAAAUACGGAAUGCCUAUCGAUAUGUGGAGUCUGGGCUGCAUUCUGGCGGAGUUGGCCACCGGUUACCCACUGCUGCCCGGGGAGGACGAGUUCGAUCAGUUGGCCUGUAUUAUAGAACUGCUGGGAAUGCCUCCACAGAAACUGCUCGACCAGUCCAAGAGAGUCAAGAACUUCAUCAGUUCCAAGGGUUACCCCCGUUAUUGCACUUCGACGCCACUGUCCGACGGAAGUGUAGUCAUAAACGGUGGCCGUUCGAGACGCGGCAAAAUGCGAGGCCCGCCCGCCUCUAAGGAGUGGUCGUCCGCUCUCAAGGGUUGUGACGACGAGUACUUCAUUGACUUUAUUAAGAAGUGUCUCGAAUGGGAUCCGUCGACGCGAAUGACUCCCUACACAGCUCUGAGGCACUCGUGGCUGACCCGCCGCCGACUGCCCCGACCCCCACAAAACAGUGAUAACUCGGCUGUGAGUGAGUCGUCACCCGUGCGACUGCACCACAACUACCACUCAAACAACAAUAACAACAACUCAUUGGUGACCACCAAUCGGGUCCGCAAGUCAAUGGUCGAUGAGGUGCUGUUGGGCGAGAGUGACGGCACAUACCUGACCCGCAUCUGGGACCCCAACAACCCCGACACCAAGUCGUACGACUCGAACAGCUCAACACUGGGCCGCAAACCAGAGCACAGGAAUCGCAGCAAAGACUCGAACAACCGUUUAGUGAAUACCAUAAACAAUAAGUUACACAAAGAGAAGGUGCGGACCGACGACUCGGUGUCGGCCGCCAAUGGCCGCAACUGGACUAACGAGGGUUUUGUCUCCACGGUUAUCCGAUUCAAAUGA